AUGUCUCAAUGGGAAACCUUAAAAGAUGAUCAUCGUCGACGAUUCGAAGGCGGUCUCGACGUCGAGAAGGUGACACCGAACGACGAAUCGCAAUCAUUCAUCUGGUUUCAGAGCACCUUCGCAAAAACGCCGAGUCGAUCGACGUACGUGGACUGCUUGAGGAAGAGCAAUCGGUCGAAGAGGACGAAGCAGGGGGGCGGUGCAAAGCGGAAGAGCAAAAGUCUUGAAUCGACCGAAGGCGUCAAGAAUCACGCCGAAUCGUCGUCGUGGCGAAAAAUUGUGGAUCAAAUCAUGAACACCAUAAUCGAUCGCGUGAAAUCGACGAGACCGGCGACGACAACCGGCAACAAUUUCGGCGACGCCUAUGCACCAAUCAAUGACGAUGACGAGCCGGACGUUCAAGCCGACUACGACCCGCAUGAGAAGAUCGGCAGCGCCGAGCCAACGGUGCGCAAUAAUGAGAACAACGGAAGGUUGAUCGUCAACGGUGUGCCGUUCUGGUGUUGGAAGCGCGAGCGGCCGCAAGUCGAAUUCUGCAAAUUUCUCGACGUCGUCAAAGCGGCCUAUGAGAAGAAGUUCAAGCCGCUCGAUCUUCUCGAGAAACCAGCGAAUCUCGAUCCGUUCAACACGAUGGAGGAGAUGCAAUCGCGCGACGACGACUACUUCACGUGCCGCAAUCGGAUUCAGUCCAACACGCUUCUCAGUUUGAUCGGCGUCAGCGCGGCGGCGAUAUGUCACGAGACGCUCGACGAUUUUCCCGUGUGCCAAUCGCACAAUAUCACGUUCAAAAUACCGCACAAAAUGGUGAAUUAUAAUCGAAAGAAUCGAUUCCAGAAGGAGUUCGCCGUGUUCUAUCCGAAUUGUCGCGAGUUGAAGAAGAAGGAGAAGAAGUCGUCGGUGCAGCAGAAGAGCAAAUCGAAGGAGAAGCGAAUCACAUCGAUUGAAUAA
Caenorhabditis bovis is the source of this 948-nucleotide messenger RNA. The record is from the annotation of a GenBank genome assembly. NCBI's taxonomy places the organism in Eukaryota, Metazoa, Nematoda, Chromadorea, Rhabditida, Rhabditidae.